Messenger RNA from Sclerotinia sclerotiorum 1980 UF-70, 177 nucleotides. RefSeq lists its product with no specific name. NCBI's taxonomy places the organism in Eukaryota, Fungi, Ascomycota, Leotiomycetes, Helotiales, Sclerotiniaceae. The transcript has 2 exons. The coding region runs from base 1 to 177 and encodes 58 amino acids. The record is from RefSeq and is a predicted model, not a curated record.
AUGCUUCUCGAAUGUUUGCUGCAGCAUUGCAAGUGUUUUGAUAGUGUGCCUUUGGCGAAUAAUUUGACAUGGAAUUUGAAGGGCCGCAAACCGCGGCGAUCUACUGCAAGGUCUCGUCGUUCGCACAAGUUAUACAACACCAAAGAUCGCAUUGAUGAGAGUGGAUGUAAAAAAUAA